Cynara cardunculus var. scolymus (artichoke) is the source of this 3167-nucleotide messenger RNA. RefSeq names its product U-box domain-containing protein 44-like. The transcript has 5 exons. NCBI's taxonomy places the organism in Eukaryota, Viridiplantae, Streptophyta, Magnoliopsida, Asterales, Asteraceae. Gene Ontology annotation, biological process: protein ubiquitination. The record is from RefSeq and is a predicted model, not a curated record. The coding region runs from base 391 to 2829 and encodes 812 amino acids. Gene Ontology annotation, molecular function: protein binding; ubiquitin-protein transferase activity.
AUCUUCUCUCUCUACAGUCUAACUUGACAACCAUUGUGAUCGACUGCAAAACCAUCUUUCUCUCUCUAAAAAUUUGCUCUUAUUUAUCACACCAAGUUGGUGAAAAUCAUUGGUUAACUUUUAUGGUUUUUGUCAACUUCUUUCCUUUGCUUCUCUUUCAGCUUUUGGUGUUCAAUCCACUCUGCAAAAGGAACCCUAGUUUCAUUUCUUUAUUGGUGUAGAUGACUGCCAAACCUAAAAGGGAUCAAGCAAGCUUCACAUAAUUUUAAGUGUGUUUGCCACAAUUGAAGGUGUGAUAUCCCUGCAUCCAUGAAUAGAUUUCAAGGCUAAGGUGACAACCUUUGUGAAAUUUCCACUGAGCUAGCAAAAAAUAAAGGUACAUUGAAUCUAAUGGCUGAAAGCGGAAAAGGAAGUCGUGACCUUGGCAGCCAGUCAGAUGAUAGCUUUCAAUAUGAAAGACAGUACAUUGAGCAGAUUUAUGAUGCAUUCAUAUGCCCUCUUUCAAAACAAAUUAUGAGAGACCCUGUUACCCUGGAAAAUGGGCAAACUUUUGAGCGAGAGGCUAUUGAAAAAUGGUUCAACGAUUGCAAGGAGAAUGGAAGAAAGCUGGUUUGCCCCUUGACAUUAAGAGAAUUAAAAACAAUGGACAUGAAUCCAAGUAUUGCUUUGAGGAACACAAUUGAAGAAUGGAAUGCUAGGAAUGAUGCCGUUCAGCUUGACAUGGCUUGCAAGUCUUUAACUCCUGGUAGUGUUGAAAGUGAUAUUUUGCAGGCUUUGAAGUUCAUUCAACAACUUUGCACAAAAAAUCUUUCAAACAAGCACAUCAUCCGUAAUGCUGAGCUCAUACCUAUGAUUCUUGACAUGUUGAAGAGCACCAGUCGUAAAGUCAGGUGUAGAGCUCUGGAGACUCUUCGAGUUGUGGUAGAGGAUGACAAUGAUAAUAAGGAAAUAAUGGCUGAAGGGGAUAAAGUGCGCACAAUUGUCAAGUUCUUGUCUAAUGAACAGUCCCAAGAAAGGGAAGAAGCUGUCUCGUUGCUCUUUGAGCUAUCUAAAUCUGAGGCUUUAUGCGAAAAAAUUGGCUCUGUCAAUGGGGCAAUUCUUAUUUUAGUUGGAAUGACAAGCAGCAAAUCAGAAAAUGUUUUGAUCGUUGAGAAGGCUGACAAAACUCUGGAAAAUUUGGAGAAGAACGAGAAUAACGUGAGGCAAAUGGCUGAAAAUGGCAGAUUGCAGCCUCUUUUGACACUUCUCCUAGAAGGUUCUCCCGAGAUCAAACUGUCUAUGGCUUCAUACCUUGGCGAUCUGGCUCUUAGCAAUGACGUAAAAGUCUUUGUGGCAAGAACGGUAGGCUCAUCAUUGAUCAACCUCAUGAAAAGUAUCGACAUACAGUCUCGAGAAGCUGCCCUAAAAGCCCUAAAUCAAGUCUCAUCUUGUGAGGCAAGUGCAAAGGUCUUGGUUGAGGAAGGUAUACUUUCUCCUCUUGUCAAAGAUCUCUUUGCCGGCCCAAACCAGCUUCCCAUGCGACUAAAAGAAGUAUCAGCUACAAUCCUGGCCAACAUAGUGAGUUGUGACUGUGACUUCGAUUCAAUCCCAGUGGGACCCAACCAUCAGACCCUGGUGUCCGAAGACAUAAUUCACAAUCUACUCCAUUUGAUUAGCAACACUGGACCGUCCAUUGAGUGCAAGCUUCUACAGGUUCUUGUUGGGCUCACUAAUUCUCCCACAACUGUAAUUGGGGUCGCGUCUGCUAUCAAAAGCUCCGGUGCCACCAUCAGUUUGGUUCAGUUCAUCGAGGCUCCACAGAAAGAUCUGCGCAUGGCUUCGAUAAAACUUCUCCAGAAUCUUUCUCUGCACAUGGGCCAAGAAUUGGCUGGUUCAUUAUGUGGUUCUGCUGGCCAGCUUAGCAGCCUAUUCAAAGUAAUAGGGGAAAACAUUGCAAGCACCGAAGAGCAAGCAGCCGCCAUUGGGAUUCUAGCAGAUCUCCCCGAAAGGGAUGCAGGACUCACCAAACAGAUGCUAGAUGAAGGUGAUUUUGAAAUCGUCUUCUCAAGAAUCAAAAUGAUCCGGCAAGGAGAGACUAGAAGAAGUCGUUUUGUGACACCGUAUUUAGAAGGACUCGUGCAUGUCCUUUCUAGGAUCACAUUUGUGUUAGCCGAUGAACCCAAAGCCGUUUCAUUUUGCCGUGAUCACGACCUUGCUGACUUAUUCACCCAACUGCUUCAGACAAAUGGGCUUGACAACGUGCAAAUGGCUUCUGCUCUUGCUUUAGAGAAUCUAUCCCAAGAAUCCAAGAACCUGACGAAAUUACCGGAGCUGCCAACGGCUGGAUUUUGUGCAUCGAUCUUUCCUUGUUUAAGCAACCAACCCGUGAUGACGGGUUUGUGUCGGAUUCAUCGUGGGGCUUGUACACAGAGAGAUACUUUCUGUCUAUUGGAAGGACAAGCCAUGGCCAGAUUAAUAGCGCUCUUAGACCAUACAAACGAGAAGGUGGUCGAAGCAUCAUUAGCGGCAUUGUCGAGUUUGUUGGAUGAUGGGGUGAAUAUAGAAGAAGGGGUGAGUAUUUUGUGUGAAGCAGAGGGAAUCAAACCUAUUCUUGAUGUGUUACUUGAGAAACAAACAGAGAACUUAAGAAGACGAGCGGUUUGGAUCGUGGAGCGACUAUUACGGACCGAGGACAUAGCCUAUGAAGUCUCUGGGGAUCCUAAUGUUAGCACGGCACUCGUUGACGCCUUCCAACACGGUGAUUAUCGAACACGACAAAUCGCAGAACGUGCCCUGAAACACAUAGACAGGUUACCAAACUUCUCCGGUAUCUUCCCUAACAUGGGAUAAGGUCCAACAUUUUUCCAUCAUUCACAUGUGAAAGAUCUCAUUGUGGUUUCAUGGCAAGUGUUCACAUAUGAAGAUCUCAUUCUGGUAUUGGUUUCAUGGCUAUCAUUCGCAUAUGAAGAUCUCAUUCUGGUGUUGGUUUCAUCCUGGAUGCAUCUAAGGAGCAAUAGGAGGGAAGGGAGGUACAUAAGAGGUAUUUUGUGUUUUUGUUCUAGUAUAAAGGUACUAUACUUGUAUGUGUUGUUGAUUUCUUCUGAUUGUUGUUUGUUUAUCUUGAUCAAAAAUUCUUGAAAUCUGUUUUGGUGUAUAAUAUUUAUCAGGUCAGGAAAACCGGAAAAAAA